AUGGCGCCUAAAAUAGUUCAAAGUGAUCCACUUUUUAUUGGUGCUUCUGAUAGCUCAAGUGCAGUACUUGUUCUAAUCAAGUUAGCUGGUUCAAAUAAUUAUAGUUUAUGGUGUCGAUCGAUGCGUAUUGCUCUCUUAGGAAAGAUAAAAUUUGGAUUUGUCACUGGAACCUAUAUCCAGGAGUCAUAUAAAGAGGAGCUACAUGAGCAGUGGGAAAUAUGUAAUGCAAUUGUGCUUUCCUGGAUCAUGAACACUAUGAGUGAAAGUCUGUUAUGUGGAAUUAUUUAUGCCAGAAAUAAUUAUGCAAUAUGGGAAGAUUUGAAGGAUCUUUUCAAUGUCAAGGUGAAGGGGAUUGGUAGACAAGAGGGUGCACUAUAUUAUACACAAGCUUCCUCAUCUAAAGAAGAUGUCACUGGCUUCUUGAUCCCCACAGAUGAUGAAAUAUUUCUUGAGACAGCCACUGAUAGUAUUACUGAAGAAGCUCCAAUUGAGGAGGAAAGCAUUUCUGAUGCUGCAGUACUUGGUGUAGCUUCACUUGGCACCACUCAUGAUGAAAUAUGUCAAGAUGACUGUUCCCUACCUUGA
Molecule: messenger RNA, 585 nt
Organism: Capsicum annuum
Lineage: Eukaryota; Viridiplantae; Streptophyta; Magnoliopsida; Solanales; Solanaceae
Exons: 3
Coding region: 1-585 (194 amino acids)
Source: RefSeq, a predicted model, not a curated record